CGGCCCGAGGGAUCCCGGCCGAGGGGGCGCAGGGAUCUGCACGAGGUAGGUCGCGGCUAAGCCGCGCAGGCCCGAGCAGGAUGUUGUACGUGCUCCCGCAUCUGCACGAUGGCUGGCAGGUAGACCAGGCCAUUCUUUCCGAGGAGGACCGCGUGGUCGUCAUUCGGUUCGGCCACGACUGGGACCCCACCUGCAUGAAGAUGGACGAGGUUCUGUACAGCAUCGCUGAAAAUAAAUGGAAGAUAGUGGGAGAUCUUCCUCAUCUGUUAUGAGCCCUGUUUG
Molecule: messenger RNA, 282 nt
Organism: Jaculus jaculus (lesser Egyptian jerboa)
Lineage: Eukaryota; Metazoa; Chordata; Mammalia; Rodentia; Dipodidae
Product: thioredoxin-like protein 4A
Exons: 1
Coding region: 81-272 (63 amino acids)
Biological process (GO): mRNA splicing, via spliceosome
Cellular component (GO): U5 snRNP; spliceosomal complex; U4/U6 x U5 tri-snRNP complex
Source: RefSeq, a predicted model, not a curated record